Molecule: messenger RNA, 1401 nt
Organism: Salvia miltiorrhiza (redroot sage)
Lineage: Eukaryota; Viridiplantae; Streptophyta; Magnoliopsida; Lamiales; Lamiaceae
Product: nifU-like protein 4, mitochondrial
Exons: 3
Coding region: 312-1154 (280 amino acids)
Biological process (GO): iron-sulfur cluster assembly
Cellular component (GO): mitochondrion
Molecular function (GO): iron ion binding; iron-sulfur cluster binding
Source: RefSeq, a predicted model, not a curated record
UAAUGCCUGCAUAAAAAGAAAAAACAGAAACAUAAGUAUUAAUUUCCUCAUUGUCUCAAAAAAAAAGUAUUAAUUUCCUCUCACCACCAUUGCCCUACCCUACCGCUACGCCUAAAUCUCUCGAAUUCCAGCAACCGGAAAUCACCUCGGCCCCAAUCCCUACACCACCAGUCCGCUGCCCCGCCGCUCGUCUCUCACUCCCUUCCAGUAUUAGGCUGUUGCGGUGCUUUCGGCCACCGAAGUCCGGUAAGAGAUAACUACCUCAUCCUCCGCUGACAGAACUCGGAAAUUCUGCUGAAAGUCGGAUAACCAUGAGAAAUUGGGGAAGACUGGUAAAUCGAGCUAUUCUUCUGAGCAGUAGCAAUGGCGGAUUGCUAUCGAAACCCUUAAAUCCUCAAAAUGGGGCUAGUGGGGCAGCCGCAUCCCGCCGAUGCAUUUUCUCUUCUGCUUCGUCUUCUUCGAGUUAUUUGUUGGAUUUGAACGUGCUGAGGUCUUCAUUACACUUCUCCCAGUGGAAUCAUUUUCAAGGGCAGAGGAGGAGCAUGUUUAUCCAAACACAGUCGACUCCUAAUCCUGCCUCACUGAUGUUCCAUCCUGGGAAGCAAGUUAUGGAGACAGGGAGUGCCGACUUUCCUAAUGCACGUUCUGCUAUGAGUUCGCCACUAGCAAAGAGUCUCUUUGGAAUCGAUGGAGUUACCAGGGUUUUCUUUGGAUCAGAUUUCGUGACAGUGACAAAAUCAGAUGAAAUCUCAUGGGAUUUGCUUAAACCUCAAGUCUUUGCAGCAGUCAUGGAUUUCUAUUCCUCUGGGCAGCCAUUAAUAUUGGAUUCAGCUGCUGCUGCUUCCAUGGACACAGCCAUCCAGGAAGAUGAUUCAGAAACUGUUGCCAUGAUCAAAGAGUUGUUAGAAACUCGAAUCCGCCCAGCAGUACAAGAUGAUGGUGGAGAUAUUGAGUAUGUAGGGUUCGAUCUAGACACUGGAAUAGUUAAGCUACGAAUGCAAGGAGCCUGCAGUGGAUGCCCUAGCUCGUCCGUCACUCUGAAAUCUGGCAUAGAGAAUAUGCUAAUGCAUUAUGUGCCUGAGGUUAAAGGUGUGGAACAAGAACUUGAUGCCGAGGAAGAAGAUGCAACACUAACCGGAGCGCCACACGAGUAAUUGACAAUCACUAUUGCAUUGCCCCCAGCACACACGCAUAUAUAAACGAGGAAUAAACUUACUUAGUCAUAAAUGUCUCUUUGCAUGCAUGUCCUAGUUCCAAAUUGUUACGCUUAUUUGAUAAUGUAGCUUUCUAGUAGCGUGUUGAAGCAUUGAUGUUUUUUUUUGGGAGAGAAUAAAGCAUUGAUGUUGAGGAACUGUGAACUUGCUCGAUUCUGCUUAAAUAUUUCGGCUUCUUGUUUUGGUA